CCCGCACCGCCGCGGCAAGAGCGAGCCGGCCACCCCUCGCUGGCUCCCUGCAUCCGCCGCCCGAACGCAUGAACCUGGUGACGGUUUCAGUCUACGUUCCUAGCCCGCCACUGCCUACUAUAACUAGGCCUCCACCCCGUUACCCCGCGGCUGCAGCGCCCACACAGUACACACCGCCCUCAAGAAGUAGCAGCAGCGGCGAGGGUGAGCCGGGCACUGGGAGGCGCGCGGCGUGCGUGGGCUCGUCUAUCGCCGAGCUCCAGGAAACCGCAGGGUUUCGCCGCGGAGCUAGAUUGUGCGGGGUUCCAGUGUCAAGCCCUGCCUGCACUGCGCAUCCUGAUCGUGCACAUUCUUUGGCUUUCUCUUCUCCUGGAUACCGAUGAACCAAGUACUCAAGCAGCAGGCAAUUGAUUGAUGUUGGCUCCAUCUUUCUAUAGCAUCAAAAUAUGCCAUCCAGAAGGCCUCAAAAGUACUGGUGUAAAAUCUGCAAUAAGAACUUCCCUUCAGGGAGGGUUCUCGGAGGCCACAUGUCGUGCCACCGGCAUGCUGGCAAGCAGCUGAAGAGCACUCCUGACCUUGUCGUCAAUCUGCCUGUGCCCCUGCUGGGUUCCAGUGAUGAGAAGUCUUCACUGUCAUCUUUAGAAUCUCAAAGCCUGCACUGCUCAAAGGUGUUAUCUUCUUGCCAAUCUCCGAGGGGGGACUUGGGGAUUAACAGUGAGAAGAAGGUGGUGACAAAGUCUGAAGAACCUGAACCAGCUGGGUUGAUGGAAUCUUGGGCCAAUGGUAAUGGUGAUCAUGGGCACAGUGUGAUGCUAUUUUCUCCAGUGAAGCGUAAGCGAUCAAAAAGGAUGAUGCCAGUCCUCAAAUCAGAGAUGGACGCUGCAGUUGCUCUCUUGAUGCUGGCAGAGCAUUCUGACAAGACUUCUGCUUAUGAGGAUUGCUGUGGGGGAGAUAAGGAUCGCAACAUUUCAACACCCAUGGUGUCGAAGGAGAUAAAUCUGAAUGCUUUUGAUCAGCUGGUUCAAUCUGACGAGUCCACAAACAGUGCAAGGCUGCAAUCUGACAAGAAUCCAGCUUAUGAGGGUUUUGAUGAAUACUGUGAGAAGGAAAAGGAAAACAGUUUGAAUUUGGCUGCUGAUGAUCCCAAGAAGGAAGUGCUGUUGGAUGUGUUUGAUUAUGAGAUGGAUGUAGAUGCUGAGUUCAUGAAGCCAGGGGAUGGCAUUUCAGUUGAGGAGUUGAAGUCCAGUGAACUUUCAGCUGAAACGAACAUCAAGAGGUACCAGUGCAAGGUGUGCAGAAAGUUAUUAAGUUCAAGGUAUGCAUUGGGAUGCCACAUUAGGUUACACUGUGAGAAGGAAAGCAGUUUGAAUUUGGUCACUGAUGCUCCCAAAAAAGAAGUGCUGCUUGAUGUGUUUGAUCAUGGGAUGGAUGUAGAUGCUGAGUUUAUCAAGCCAGGGACUGACAUUUCAGUUGAGGAGUUGAAGUCCAGUGACCUUUCAGCUGCAAUGAACAUCAAGAAGCACCAGUGCAAGGUCUGUAGAAAGUUACUGAGGUCAGGACAUGCAUUGGGAGGCCACAUGUCGCUACACUUUAAGAAGAAGAACAAGUUGAAUUCGGGUGUUGAUGUUCCAAAGGAGGUUCUUCUGGAUGCAUUUGUUCAUGAGGUUGAUGCAGAUAUUGAGUUCAUGAAGCCAGCUACAGAUUUGGAGUUGAAAUCCAGUGACAUUUCAGCUGCAGUGAACGUCAAGACACACCAGUGCAAGGUCUGUGGAAAGGUAUUUGGGUCAGGGCAUGCUUUAGGAGGACACAUGAGGUUACACUAUGUUCGGAAGAGCAAUCCUCAACAAGAGGUUGCUGAUUGACCUGAUUAUGUUGUGAUGGAAGAGCAAAUACAGAAGCUUGAAUUGGAUCCUCUCCUUUUUUAUCUACGGAGACCACAUUCACAUGGUACAAAUUAAAUCUGAUUCUGAGCCAUAGUGUGUGCUGAGCAGCUUUCAGCAGGCUGUGUGGGCCUGUGGCCAAACCUGGUUCCACAUUUUGUCCAAAACAGAUACCUAUUCAGUUACUGAUAGAUUCAUUAGUGGUUAGGAAACUAAAGAACUCCAUCUGUUGUAGACAGUAGAGAUUUUGAUACUGAUACUUUCUUCUCUUGAUCAACAAAUUUUGCUGGAUAGGAAGGCAAGGGUCUUCUUUAAGUCACUGCCUGAUUCUGAAACAAUGUAGCAGGUAAUGUGUGGUAUCAUGCAGUGUAAUGCAAAGCAUGAGCUUGUGAUAGGUCUGAAGAUCCCUCACAGUUCUCAUUGGCUGUACAGUGAUAUUGUUCUGUACAUAGUUACAUACUUAUACAGAGCAUAUUCUUGUCUUGAAAUAAUAGUUCAAUACAAAUACUCGGAUGAAAACUUAAA
Molecule: messenger RNA, 2405 nt
Organism: Zea mays
Lineage: Eukaryota; Viridiplantae; Streptophyta; Magnoliopsida; Poales; Poaceae
Product: Zinc finger C2H2 type family protein expressed
Exons: 4
Coding region: 447-1862 (471 amino acids)
Biological process (GO): regulation of DNA-templated transcription
Source: RefSeq, a predicted model, not a curated record